GUUACCAUGAUGUCAUACUGCCUAAUUUAAAUGUGACGUACCUAUUUCCACAUUUAUGCCGGUGCGUCCGAGUAGUUCGCUAUAAAAUUGCAUUUACUUAAACGAUUCCAUUGUGAAUAAGUGAAAAAUGUCUCAUUAUCAGUUUAAAACAGCGGGUCCUCUCCCGCCCCCAGCACUACCAGCAGACAAGCUCAGACUGUACCAUGUAGAUAUGAACCCAUACGGUCACAGAGUACUUCUAGUAUUGGAGGCGAAGAAGGCCAAGUAUGAAGUGUACAAAUUGGAUCCGUUGAGGCUACCAGCGUGGUUUAAAGAGAAUAAUAGGAGAUACAAAAUCCCAGUACUGGAAGUACCAACAGACCAGGGCGACAAAUAUCUAUUUGAGAGUGUGGUCAUCUGUGAUUAUUUGGAUGAGAAAUUCCCGCGGAAUCCACUGCAUUCGAGCGAUCCGUUCGUGAAGGCACAGGACAGAUUGCUCAUUGAGAGAUUUAAUGAGUUAAUAAAAGGUAGUCUGGAGUGCUUCGAUACAAAUUUCGUAUUCGGCAGUGAACAAAUUCUGAAGACAAUGGAUAUAUUCGAAAAGGAAUUGGCGGCUAGGGGUACAAACUAUUUUGGUGGGAACCGUCCCGGGAUGUUGGACUACAUGAUUUGGCCAUGGCUGGAACGCCUUUACCUCAUGAGGGUAGUCGACCAGCGAAAGUUUGACGAUAAACGACACUAUUUUCCUAAUUUUGCCGACUGGGGUGAUCUAAUGCAGCUGGAUGACGUGGUCAAAAAACAUUCGCGGUCACCGCAAGAAUACUUCGAUUACUACAAAAAUGUUAAAACGCAUUCGAUGGGAUUCUACCUUUAGAAGUACUUUCGUACUAGCUAUAAUGAAAUUGUUAAGAAUUCUUUCAUAAAUCGCCUUAUUAAGUUUUGUAAUUUUAUAAGGAUUAUUCAAUACAGGACAUCGAAGAAGACAUCGUAAGGAAGGUUAGAGUCGAGACUUAACGAGGUACGACAGUCGGUAGUUCGAUUUGUCAAACGUAAUGUCAAUGUCAUGUAAAUUGUCAACGCGUUGAGGAAUGGAGAUGUUUUUUAUAGAGAUGAGGUAAACUAGCGGACACACUUAGUUUCGCCUCCCGGA
Messenger RNA from Pieris brassicae (large cabbage white), 1129 nucleotides. RefSeq names its product pyrimidodiazepine synthase-like (gene GSTo3). Gene Ontology annotation, biological process: glutathione metabolic process. NCBI's taxonomy places the organism in Eukaryota, Metazoa, Arthropoda, Insecta, Lepidoptera, Pieridae. Gene Ontology annotation, molecular function: glutathione transferase activity; glutathione dehydrogenase (ascorbate) activity. Bases 128 to 853 code for a protein of 241 amino acids. Gene Ontology annotation, cellular component: cytoplasm. The transcript has 6 exons. The record is from RefSeq and is a predicted model, not a curated record.